AUGUCGGCAGGAAUUGAAUAUAGAUACUUCAAAAAGAAACAGGCUACCGUUGUUUUGGCCCCCUUUAGUGGUGGACAAGGCAAAUCUGGCGUUGAAGAUGGUCCUAAGUACCUCAUGCGCCAAGGCCUAAAAGAAGGUAUUGAGACUGAGGGCUGGGAGGUAGAAAUCUCUGAGCCCCUCGAGGGAUGCGACUACGAGAAGCGCAAAUUAUCCGAGGCUGAAGUAAUUGGCAAAGCGCGCAAUCCUACAAUUGUAGGAGAAGCCACCGAAAAAAUCUAUAAGGCUGUACAUGAGGCAGCCGCCAAGGAAACUAUGGUCGUGACUUUGGGUGGAGACCACUCAAUAGCCAUUGGUACAGUGUCAGGCGUGAUGGAACAGUACCCCGACGUGGGUGUUAUCUGGGUAGACGCCCACGCCGACAUUAACACCGUGGACUGUACUGAAUCCGGAAAUCUACAUGGCUGUCCUGUGUCCUUUCUUCUAAAUAUGAAACGUGAUUGCUGGCCUAGUCCCUUUAAUUGGGUCCCUGGCAAACUACGUCCCGAAAAAAUUGCUUAUAUCGGUCUACGUGACGUAGACACCGAGGAAAAAGCCAUUCUACGCAAUCUAGGAAUAACUGCCUUUUCCAUGUACCAUGUAGACAGGUACGGAAUUAAUAAAGUUAUAGAGAUGGCACUAGAGGCCGUCAACCCUGGCGGAAAGGGCCCUGUAAUGGUCAGUUAUGAUGUUGAUGCCAUCGAUCCGAUGUACGUCCCUGCCACUGGAACUCCAGUCAGGGGAGGAUUGACUCUACGUGAAGGUCUAUUCAUAGUUGAGCGUAUUGCCGAAACAGGAAAUUUGGUUGCGCUCGACAUUGUGGAGUGUAACCCGGAUCUAGCGGCUCACGAACUACAUGUAGUAGACACAGUUCAAACGGGGUGCUCAAUUGCUCGCUGUGCACUAGGCGAAACAUUGCUAUAA
Eremothecium sinecaudum is the source of this 960-nucleotide messenger RNA. RefSeq names its product arginase (gene CAR1). Gene Ontology annotation, molecular function: arginase activity; manganese ion binding. The record is from RefSeq and is a predicted model, not a curated record. Gene Ontology annotation, cellular component: cytosol; cytoplasm; nucleus. Bases 1 to 960 code for a protein of 319 amino acids. NCBI's taxonomy places the organism in Eukaryota, Fungi, Ascomycota, Saccharomycetes, Saccharomycetales, Saccharomycetaceae. The transcript has a single exon.